CAGAGCUUUCCGUGGUUUAGCAAACUUGAAACAACUGACAUUGAGAGGAAAUAAUUUGGGAUUCAUUUCGUCACAACUAUUUAAUUCUUUAGUAUCACUCGAACGACUCACACUUUCAGGCAAUCAAAUUAAAGAAAUUUAUUCAGAUAGCUUCUUACCUUUAAGUAAUAUUAAAUUUAUUGACUUAAGUAACAAUAAGUUGAGUUUACUUUCAAGUUCAACUUUUGGAAACAAAGAAAACUUGGAAAAUGUAAUCUUAGAUAACAACAGCAUUGAAGCUGUUGAUCGAAGUUUCCUUCAAACAUGGCCAAGUUCAUCAUUUUUAAGUAUUCUUAAUAACAUCUGCAUCGAUAUGCAUUUUGAAGAAUACUUUGGUAGUGAAACUCUUCCAAUGGAACAAGCUGAAAAUUAUUUUGCAACAUGUUUUGAAAACCAUGAUAAGCUUCUUGAGGUCAUGAAUGUCGAAGUUGCCAAUGACGGAGAUAAUGAAAAUGCCCAAGAAUCUGAAGGUGAUGGAGAAAUUGCCAGUGAUGAUGAUAAUCAGAAUGUUCAAGAAAUUGAAGGUGAUGUAUUUAAAAUAACUCUUGGAACAAACCCCACAGAUGAAGUCGAAUUUGAUGACGCAACAAACUCACAAGCUGCAGGUAAUGAAGAAGAAAAUGAUGAAAGUCCUAAGGCUGAUGAAGGAAUUGAUCAUCAAUCAAAUGAUGACUCACCUGAUCAAAACGUUCCUAUUGAAUCAUCCGAUAGUUCAAAUAAAAAUGUUGAUGAAACAGAUAUGACAAACAAUGGCUUUAUUAGUAAUGACGAAGCAACACAAAAUGAGUCAGAAAGCAUUGAUGUUGAUUUCGAGGCUGGAGAAACAAUAACCUCAGAUACAGAAGGUGUUCCUAAUGAUCCAACAGAUCCCAAAAAUGAGAACGAAUCAGCAACGGACACAAACCAAGGGAACACUGACGUCUUCUCUCGAAUCGCUGACAUCAUUUUUGGCAAUGAUGAGAAUAAUGAAAAUCUUCAAAACGGCAGUGACGAAGCUGAAGGAACUGGUAGUGGAAAUUUAGAUAAUGCAGAUGUCGAACAGCCAGCAGUGGAUGCCGCUGGAGAUGCAAUCAUUGUGGAUGAAGAACAAGGCGAGAAUGCUGAUGAUGAACAGCCAGCAGUUGAAGUUGCUGGAGGUACUGUCAUUGCAGAUGGAGAACAAAGUGAGAAUCCAGGUCACGCAGUUGUCUUGGCUGAAGAAGAAGAACAGAAUGAAUUUGGACUUGAUGAAUUUGAAAAUCCUAUCGGUGCUGAAAAAGGAGCUGACAUUGACACGGAAUUAAUUGACACUUUUGCAUCGUUAUUCAAUAAUGACAAUAAUGACAAGAACCAACAGGAAGGAGAAGCUGAAAAUGUAGAAGACGAUCAAGCAAUGUUAGAUGAAGUGCUUGAUAAAAUAUUCAGUGAAAACAAUGAGCAAAGAACUGAUGGAGAGGAAGCAGUUAAAAAUGAAGCUGAAGGUAAUGUCGAUGAGGUGGCUAAAGAAGCUGACACGAUUGUCAACAAUGAUGGUGACGUUUCAUCUCCGUACGAACAAGCGAACGCUCGUUUCUAUCUAAGUGGACAGGAAAUUUAUUCUUGCGUUGUUUAUGACGCUAAAAGUACUUUGAAAUACAUAACCGGCGAGCACAUCGAAGGAUUCACCGAUGAACAUGUUGAAGCUUUGUUCUUCCGUAAUUCAAGAUUCAUGCACAGCAUUCCUGGUGUCAUCUUUGAAAGAUUUCCAAACUUAAAAACACUUUCAGCUGAAAACUCUGAGAUUAAAAUCGCUGAUCCCGAACUAUUAGAAACGUGUGGAAUGUUGGUGAAUAUCGACUUGAGCAACAAUAAAAUUCGUCGAAUUAGCAAAGAAGCGUUCAGUCAUUGUUCGCAAUUGGAGCAUUUGAUAUUAACCGGCAAUGAAAUUGAACACUUGGACACUGAAAUAUUCCAAACUAAUCCAAAAUUAAGUGUAACAAUCGGACAUUUGAGACUCGUCUCAAGUUCAACUCCAAGUUCAUAGAUUACGAUAACAUUUUUUACACAGAAUUUCAAGUUUUCUUCAUAUAAGUUUCUCUGUAAUCUUAAAGUUAAUCAAGUUACAAAUUUUAUGCAUGAAAAACUCGCAAAAAUUUUGAAUGAAAAAUUUUAUUCUUAAUUUCUGACACAGGAAACAAUAAAAAAAAUAAUUAAAUACUUAAUCAUAAAAAACGAAUAAAGAUUAAAUAAUUUUUUUAUGAAUGGCGAAUAUUUUAUAAAGUUUUAAUGACAAUUUUUCUUCUCGCUUAAAUCUUUGAUAAUGUUAAGAAAAUUCAAGUUUUCUCUUUCUAAUGAAGCAAUUCUCAGUCGACAAUCGGUGAUAAGAUUGAGAUUGAGAGGUUGAAAAAGUGUUUCAGUUGUCUGUUCAGGUGGUUCAUUUGGAUCAGAACAUUGAACUUUCACUUUCAUCAACAGUCUUACGACGUCCAUUCUGUUGUCAACAACUUGACUAUCAAUACAUUUCACUUCAUUUAACUGAAGGGUUUUUAACUUUAGUAGUGAAUCAAAUGUUUUUUGUCCGAAGGUCUCCAACUCCCGGCACCGUCUGAAUGAAAUAACUUCCAAAUGUGGCGUGUGAAUAAAAUAUUUGGCAUCAACUUUCUUGAACUUGCUGUAUGCGAAAUCGAGCGCUCGUAAAUUUUUGUACUCUAUCAAAUCGUCUUUGAACAAAUAUUGGAUUUUAGCAUGAGGCAUACUUAAACUUUUCAGAUCUGGAAAAAAGUUUGUGAUUCCUUUAGGGAUGACUUCACAUGUUUGUCCUCGGAUAUAAAGUUGUUGAACUUCUACAUUUCCACCUUUUAUCAAAUGAACUCCAUUCACUGACGUGACUGUUCUAUUGUGUAGGGUGGUUCCAAAAUUAUACGACUGGCAUGUGUAAUAUUCGUCAAAAAAAGAAUAUUGAAAGUCAAGAAAAUGACAAUUCAAUUCCAAACAGUCAAUCACGUUUACGACACUCACAGCGAACAGUAUUGUUGCCCAAAACCUGUUAGACUUCAUCGUUUGAAUCAUGAAAUAAGACU
Clunio marinus is the source of this 3077-nucleotide messenger RNA. NCBI's taxonomy places the organism in Eukaryota, Metazoa, Arthropoda, Insecta, Diptera, Chironomidae. The record is from the annotation of a GenBank genome assembly.